Messenger RNA from Dermochelys coriacea (leatherback sea turtle), 2240 nucleotides. RefSeq names its product chordin like 1 (gene CHRDL1). Gene Ontology annotation, molecular function: protein binding. NCBI's taxonomy places the organism in Eukaryota, Metazoa, Chordata, Testudines, Dermochelyidae. Bases 633 to 2003 code for a protein of 456 amino acids. The record is from RefSeq and is a predicted model, not a curated record. The transcript has 12 exons.
GUGCAGAGAAAGGAGAGGGUGGGAGGGGAAGGCGGAUCCCCGGGGCUCUGGCUACAUUCCUGCUCCUGCAGGCAGCAGCCCCGCUGCCGGCGGCUCUGCGGGGGUGCAGGGCAGGAUUCAUUUAAGAGCAUCCUCGGAGGCGCUGGGUCCAGCUCUAGCUCACCGGGCUCCCGGCUUUCGGCCCUUCACAGAGCAGCUGCAAGAGGAAGGAAAGUAGGUGGCAGAGGCCCCUCGUCUCUCUCUUCUCCCCCCCCCCCACCCCCCCCCCCCAGCAGGGCAACAUCAGACCCUGGGCAGCUCUUCCCCUGGACUCUCCAUCAGCUCUUGGCUUGUCCCCCCCUCCCACCCCUCAUUUGGGGGGACGGGGGGGUUAUAGGACCCAGAACUCCCCAUCGCCACCGAGUGAAGCGGGGGGCCCGAUGGCACCGGGGCUGUUUCUGAGUCACGGGGGGUGAGAUCCCUGCCUCUCCGCCCCCUCCAGCCCAGCCAGAGCCCCCUCGCCUAUUUCCAGGGGGAGCCACUUGAGCCUCCAGCGGCUGCUGCUGAAACUGACCAGCCCUCCGGCUUCUGCCUCCUGAGCAGCUCAACAUUCUGCCCUUUGAAGGAUUUUUCUUUCCUUUUUGCUGGCAAAGAUGAGGAAAAAAUGGAGACUGGAGGACUUUCGAUUUAUCUUUUCCUGUGUGCUCUGGCUCCUUUUCAUAGAUGGAGGUAAAUCGGAACAAGUAAAACAUUCAGAGACAUACUGUGUGUUUCAAGAUAAGAAGUACCGUGUAGGAGAAAGAUGGCAUCCCUACCUAGAACCCUAUGGACUCGUUUACUGUGUUAACUGUCUUUGCUCAGAGAAUGGGAACGUAUUAUGCAGCAGAAUAAGAUGUCCAAGCCUACACUGCCCUACUCCAGUGCAUGUGCCACAGCUGUGCUGCCCACGGUGUCCAGAGGAUUCACUUUUCUCCAUAAGCAGUAAAAUCACUGGGAAAUCCUGUGAAUACAAUGGCACCGUCUACCAGCACGGGGAAAUGUUUGUGGCAGAAGGGCUUUUUCAGAAUAGACAACCCAACCAGUGUGCUCAGUGCAGCUGCUCAGAAGGGAACGUGUAUUGUGGCCUGAAGACUUGCCCUAAAUUAACAUGCUCUUUCCCAGUUUCUGUUCCGGAGUCCUGCUGCCCAGUUUGCAGAGGAGAUGGAGAAUUAUCAUGGGAACAUUCUGAUGGGGAUAUCUUCCGGCAACCAGCCAACAGAGAAGCUAGGCAUUCAUACCAUCGCUCCCAUUACGACCUGUCACCCAGCUCCACCAGACAGGUGGUCAACAUUCCACGAUUUUCCAGUGGCAGGAGUAACCGUGGAGUCCUACCUGACCCCCAGCAAGCCUCAGGAACUAUAGUACAGAUCGUCAUCAACAACAAGCAUAAGCAUGGACGAGUCUGUGUUUCAAAUGGAAAAACAUAUUCACAUGGUGAAUCGUGGCAUCCUAAUCUCCGGGCCUUUGGAAUCGUAGAGUGUGUGUUGUGUACCUGCAACAUCACCAAACAAGAAUGUAAGAAAAUUCAUUGUCCGGAUCAAUAUCCCUGCAAAUACCCUCAGAAAAUAGAAGGAAAAUGCUGUAAAGUCUGUCCAGAAGAGAUGCCAAGUCAGAGCUUUGACAGCAAAGAUUACUUUUGUGGUGAAGAGAUGCUUCCCGUCUAUGAAUCUGUUUUCAUGGAGGAAGGAGAAACCAUUAGAAAAAUUGCAAUGGAAACAGAAAAGCCACCUCAAAUAGAAAUACAUGUUUGGACAAUUCGGAAAGGGAUUCUACAUCACUUCCACACUGAGAAGAUAUCCAAAAGCGAAUUUGAAGAACUUCCCUACUUCAGGCAGAUAACAAGGACAACACUGAGCCAGUGGAAAAUAUUUAGCGAGGGAGAAGUUCAGAUCAGCCAAAUGUGCGAAAGCAGAGUGUGCAGGACUGAGCUGGAGGAUCUGGUAAAGGUUUUGUACCUUGGAAAGCCUGAAAAGGGUCACUGUUAAGGGAGACAGCACGGGAGGGAGAAAACUUGGAUCUGCAGCUGGACUGCAGGCUUUAUUUUGCUUAAGUCAACAGUUGCCCUAAAAUCCAAAACUAUAAUGCAGUAAUUAUUCACAUCAUGCACAGCAAACUUGCUGCUUUAUGUGUAGUGGUCUGUGUCAACUAUUUAAAUAUCUCCUCAAAAAGACUAGGAGGCUCUGUAUUAGUGGGGGGAAGGGAGAGGGAGACUGUAGUUGCUU